CUAGUUUCCUUUUCCUUUUCUAGAUGCUGCUUUAACCAUGGCCAAGGCUGCUCUCUCUUUCUGGUCUAUUUAAAUUGGAAGUCCUGCCGUCUGAUAUGUAUAGCUGAUUCAGGUAAAAUAACAUUUUCUUUCGCUAUGUCUAGCGUAGCAAUAAACAUAGUUCAAAACUCGAUUCCGAGAAAUCACAUGGCAAAUACAAAGAUAGAUAGCGAGUUAUAUGAGUGUGUGAAGAAGGACAACAUUGAAGAAUUUGAAAGCCGCAUCCAGCAACGUUCAACAGAGAAGCUUGUGACUCCAUGUGGGAACUCAUUACUUCAUGUAGCUGUAAGCUAUGAAAGUGACAAUAUUACAUCUUAUCUGGCUCAAAAGUUUCCUUCUCUAAUCACCAUCCAAAACAGCCAGAAGGACACAAUCCUUCAUCUUGCUGCCACAGAAGGAAAGGCCAGUCAUACAGUUAAAUCUCUUGUGGAAUCGAAUCCGAGCUUGAUGAGGAAGAAAAAUACAAAGGGAAACACUCCUUUGCAUGAUGCAGUGGUCAAGGGCAACAAAGAACUUGCCAUUUUCCUAGUUUCCAAAGAUCCACAAGUGGCCUAUUACAACAACAAGAAUGGCAAGUCUCCUUUAUAUCUGGCAGUUGAGAACGGCAAUAAGAAAGAGAUACUUGGUGAUCUCUUGAAAACGGAAGCUUCGUUCCCUAUAAAAAGUGAAGAUGGUGAUGCCCUACCAGAAGGAAAGUCCCCUGUUCAUGCUGCCAUCAAGCAACGUAACAGAGAUAUAUUGGAGAAAAUUGAAAAAGCAAAGCCAGAGCUAUUAUGUCUCACUGACAAAGAGUUGGGAAAUUCACUGCAUUAUGCAUCAUCCAGAGGUUUUCAGGAGGGCGUUCAAUUCCUUUUACAAAAGUUUCUCAAUGGUGCUUAUAAAAGAAACCAUGAAGGCAACUAUCCUAUCCAUCUAGCAUGCAAAAAUGACUCUGUUGAUGUAGUAAAGGAAUUUCUGAAGAUUACCCCAUUUCCAAAAGAAUUCCUCAAUAAAAAAGGGCAGAACAUUCUUCAUGUAGCGGCGGAAAAUGGAAAGGGCAAUGUGGUUAGGUACAUACUCAGACAAGAGAAGACGCUCGUAGAACCGCUGCUAAAUGAGAUGGAUGAGGAUGGAAAUACACCUUUGCAUUUGGCAACAAAUCAUGGUCAAUCCGUGGCUGCAUUUGUUCUUGUGCUUGACAAACGCGUUGAUAGUUCGAUUGUUAACAACGAAAAUUUGACACCAUAUGAUAUUGCUGAACAACAAUCCAAAAUAGCUGUAGAGCAAUAUGAAAAAACAGAUGAAAUGCUUGCUGAGGAUCGAAAGCAGUUUGAUUCAAAGAACAGUGCCCCUGCGGACAAGAACCAGGACAAUGCAGUUGAUUCAAAGGAGCAUGACACGAAAAAGUCACCACGAAAGGACUUCAAACUGCUUGAUUAUUAUGGAGCGAUGACAACAUUAUCUAUCUUAUACUUCCAUGCCCGGCCUAGGAAAUCCCUAUAUGAGCGUUUCACUAGUACUCAAGGCAAGCCGCCAAGGAAACAGGAAACAAAGAGCAGGAUAGAGAAUCUUCUUGUUGUAGCGGUGCUUGUUGCUGGUGUAACCUUCGCGGGUGCUAUACAGAUGCCACAAUUAAGGGAUAAAACUAGCUCUAGUGAGCAUCUUCAUGAAUUUAACAGCACUACUACUGCCUCCCGGAACAGCACUGCCUUGGACAGUCCUACUGGUUCAUCUCUUUUGGAUGGUUAUUUAUGUCUUGAUGUGUGGGCUUUAAAUACCUCUGUAGUGGCAGCUAUAAUCCUUCUUUGGACAAACUUAAAUGAUGUCAAGUUUGCACCAUUUGCAGUUUGGUUUUCAUCCUUAAUGGUGGGUGGGUCUAUUUACAUGAUGUGCUUGUCAUUCUUUUUUGCCGUGAGCAUAGCAUUAGGUGGAUCCAAUUAUGGGGUGUUCGCGAUCAUCAUUAUAGUGGUGGGGAUAGCGUUUUUCGUUGCUCAAACAUUGCUUUACAUUCAAUGGAUUCUUCCACCAACCGUCAACCAAAUUAUUGAAGGAUUGGUCUCGCAUUAUGUCUACUACAUCUCGUUUUUCGUGCUUGUCUACAGUUGGAGGUGGCUGACUGAUAAACUUCCUGAUCUCCGUAGAAAGAAAUAGUAACUAUCCAGGUUGAUCUUCAUCAAGAGAAGUCAGGAUUCUGAGAGAUUGCUCUCUUUUAAAAGGUUAUUUUUGGGAUGAAUAAAUAUCUUGGAAUAUUUUGUGUGCCUAGCUAUUGAAAUAAUAAUUUGAACUUGUAAUAACUUCAGAGUUUCCGGUUGAAAUAAUGAAUUGAAUGUGUUCUAUCAA
Populus euphratica (Euphrates poplar) is the source of this 2358-nucleotide messenger RNA. RefSeq names its product ankyrin-3-like. Gene Ontology annotation, cellular component: plasma membrane. NCBI's taxonomy places the organism in Eukaryota, Viridiplantae, Streptophyta, Magnoliopsida, Malpighiales, Salicaceae. The coding region runs from base 136 to 2169 and encodes 677 amino acids. The record is from RefSeq and is a predicted model, not a curated record. Gene Ontology annotation, molecular function: protein binding. The transcript is spliced from 5 exons.